AUGUUCUAUUUCCAGCUGGUGAUCAUGGCUGGGACGGUGCUGCUGGCUUACUACUUCGAGUACACGGACACCUUCCCUGUGCACAUGCAGGGCUUCUUCUGCUACGACAAGACCUUCUCCAAGCCGUACCCUGGUCCGGAUGAGGGCAGCAAGAUCCCCCCCGUGCUCAUCUACUCGGUGGUCACCGCCAUCCCCACGCUCACGAUUCUUGUUGGCGAGCUGUGCGCCUUCUUCAUCAAGGCGGAGGGAACCCAGGAGAAGACCAUCGUCACCGCGGACUGCUGCUACUUCAACCCCCUGCUGAGACGCAUCAUCCGCUUCCUAGGUGUCUACGCCUUCGGUCUGUUCACCACCACCAUCUUCGCCAACGCCGGCCAGGUCGUGACAGGAAACCAGACGCCUCACUUCCUGUCCGCCUGCCGACCCAACUACACGGCGCUGGGCUGCCAGUCCGCCAUGCAGUACAUCACCGAGCGCCGCGCCUGCACGGGCAACCCGCUGGUCGUCAUGUCCGCACGUAAAUCCUUCCCCUCGAAGGACGCGGCGCUCAGCGUCUUCUCCGCCGUCUACACAGUGAUGUACGUGACGCUGGUGUUCAAGACCAAAGGCACGCGGCUGACCAAGCCCACCAUCAGCCUCACCCUGCUCUGCAUGGCCAUGCUCGUGGGCGUGGUCCGGGUCGCCGAGUACCGCAACCACUGGGCGGACGUCCUGGCCGGGUUCUUCACUGGAGGAGCCAUCGCCGUGUUUCUGGUGACGUGUGUGAUCAACAACUUCCAGCAGCUGCAGCCCGGCCUCGCUCCCCCCCGACCCCAGCGCCCGGAGUCCGUGCUGGGCAUGCCCAUGGUGACGCUCCCCUGUGUGGAGAGUCCACUUGAAAAGUUAAGAGGGGAUCUCCGUUCACCGAGAUCACAUGACCAUCAGCCCUAUCGGUUCCCCCCCGCUCCUCCCGAUGUCCUCAUACCGUCUCGCUCCAUUUCCAGCGAAGUCUAG
This is a messenger RNA of Limanda limanda (common dab), 993 nucleotides long. It is a transcript of the gene plppr2a, whose product is annotated as phospholipid phosphatase related 2a. The transcript is spliced from 6 exons. Gene Ontology annotation, biological process: signal transduction; phospholipid dephosphorylation; phospholipid metabolic process. The record is from RefSeq and is a predicted model, not a curated record. Gene Ontology annotation, molecular function: phosphatidate phosphatase activity. NCBI's taxonomy places the organism in Eukaryota, Metazoa, Chordata, Actinopteri, Pleuronectiformes, Pleuronectidae. Bases 1 to 993 code for a protein of 330 amino acids.